GGCGCUGGGGCGGUGCGUGGGCCGGGCUCCUCUCGCGCGGCGUGUUCCUUGCUUCGGCCCCGCGCAGCAGCGGCAGCCUGCUGGAGGGCCCGGCGGUCGCCAGGGCGCGGGCAGGGGGCGGUCGGGGAGGCGAGGCGGCCGCGCGGAUGAUGACGGGGCUGGUGGGCAGCCCGGUGGGUGCCGUCAUGCAGGAGAACUUCGGGUGCUCCGUCGCCAAUCGCUUCUGCCAGCUCCUGGACGACGAGUCGGACCCGUUCGAUGUCCUGCGCGAGGCCGAGCGCCGCCAGCAGCAGAAGAAAAAGCGCGAUGAGGCGGCGGCCGUCGCCAGGAGAGCCGUGCCUGGCGGCCGGGCGAGCGGCCGCAAGAGGGAGACCCAGAAGGAGCGCAGGCAGCCGGAGAGCUCCCCCGCACCCUCCCGUGCGGCGCCGCCGCAGCCAGGCCCAAAGCGAGUACCCAGGCAGGGAGAACAACAAGGGUUCAGUAACAGAGGCACAGAGGGGAAACAGGACAAAACUGAAUGGAGACCAUCUUUCAGGGAAUACCGUCCCUAUGGAGCACAAAGACGAGUGGAAUUCUCAGUGGAACGACCAAUGGAAAGAUUAGACUAUGAAAGACCAAUAAGAGGCCGUGGUGGGGGAAGAGGCAGAAUGAGAGGUAGAGGAAGAGGUGGUGGAUUAAUUGGAAGUUUUGAUGGGUUUGACCAAAGAAGAAAACGUGAACCUGAAAGACAAAGUGGGAAUGAUAAAACAGGUGUGAAAGCAGAUGACAAAAAGGGUGGAGGUGGAGCUCGCAACUGCAGAACAAUAAAAGAUGAUACGAGUGGGAAGGAACAGACUGCAUCUAUGGAGGAGACUGUGGAAACUCCUGAACAGCCAGGGACAUCUGAAGGAGAGCCUCUGAGCAAGGCUGCUGAAGGAGAGCCAAUGGAAGAAGUGGUUCAAGAAAUGACAUUAGAUGAGUGGAAAAAUCUUCAGCAACGGAAUAGACCAAAGCCUGAAUUCAACAUCCGGAAGCCAGAAUCCGCUGUUCCUUCCAAAGCAGUGGUGAUUCACAAGUCAAAAUAUAGUGACGAUUUGCAAAAAGACGACUUUGAAGAUAAUUCUCACGUCUUUCGAAAACCAGUGAAUGAUAUAACUUCUCAGCUGGAUAUUAAUUUUGGGAGUCUUCCUCGCCCUGGCCGUGGUUCAAGAGGAGCACGAGGUGGUCGUGGCAGAACACCUGAAGAGACAGGACCUCGACCAGAAGUAAUGGUGCAGCUUGUUGCUCCAAAUCCUGAUGAUCCUGAGGAUUUUCCAGCGUUAGCUUGAGGACCCAUUGUGAAUGGUGGUAUCUCAAAGUUGCUUUGUAACUGUGAAGAGACCAGUUCUAUGCUGGUGUGGAUUAAGGAAGCCAGUUUCCUUCUGGAAAGUUGUUUGGGUGUUUGGUAUGGAAUGAUUGCAGCUGUCUGCUAAUAGAUUUGGGUUCUGCAGAUAUGGGUAGACUGGGAUCCUGUCACAGGCUCCAAUGUCUGCCUCCAUUUAUGAAACCUAUGGGAAGGCUUAGAGUACUUCCCUACUAGGCUUCAAGUGAAGUUAAAGGGAAGAGUGUUUAAAAAUGUAUAUAGAGAUUAUAUCAAGUUCUCCAUGACACCAUGGUGAAAUGUAAACUGUACAACACAAUCCACAACUGGGACUCAAUUUCACUGUAUAUUUGAAAGUUGUUUCCUUCGGGUGAAGUGUAUAUUUCAGACAGUCACAAGUUGCAGUUCUUCAGUGUUUUACAAAUAAAGAAAAGUGCACAUUGGUUUGGGUUUGAGGUAUUAUUUUAAGAAGUCAGAGUGGUAGGUGGAAGCUUUUGCUAUUUGGAUAUAGUCUGGAGAAAAAAACUGGGGGGAAAAACCCAAACCCUAAACAGCAAUCUGUACUCACCAAAAAAAAAGUGAACAUCUCUCUAAAUGGAAGUGAUCUUUAAAAUCAAGGCAGCAUAGGUGCUUUGAAUUGACACCUAACCCUAAUUCCUACUUAAGCAACAAGAUAUAGUCUGCAGUUACUUUGAAGAUUAAGUAAAAUAAGAAUUUUAAUCUUAAGACAGAACUAAAUUAUUAAGUAAGUUUUUAAUUUUAGCAGGAGCAACUACAAACUAAAAUGUUAAAUGCCUUACCAAGAAAUUUGUGAUGUUGGGGAUGAGGUGCAAUGUUCUUUCAUUGCAGCUUUACCAUACUUGAGCCAGAUUUUCUGUUCCCUGUCCAAGGGGACAUUGAGAGCCAUUCUGGGGGAUAUGAGAGAAACAAGAAAAUGGUGCCAGAGGUGAUGACAGAAAGAAAGAAGCGGAAAAGCACACUGGGCAUUUUGGAAGUAGCUGUCAGCCUCACAGGAGUCUUCAAAUGCCUGCUCAACUUGAACACAUUCUUUAAAUUUACUGGGAAAGCAGAUGACUAUAAAUCUGUGUUUUCCCAGUUCUGUGCCUCACUUCUAAGCAACUCUAAGCAGUCUCCUUUGAGAGUAGAUAGUGGAUGAAACUUAGAAGAAAAGCUUUUCUUUGGAGUAAGCUCUAAGAGUACUCACAAUCUUAGAAGUCUUUGCUCACUGAUAAGGCUUUACUCAAAUAGGAUGUAAGUCAUCCUACAAAGACUCUUUUCUGUAAGCUCCAAACAGAUGGUCUGCAGAGUAGGUAAGCCCAAAGGAUUUGUUUUUGCAUUGUUAAAUUAUUUAUAUGACAAUGUGCUGUAACGUGAGAUUUUUUUACUUUGCAAGAAGUUCAUUGUAGUGGCAUAGAGAUGCUCUGACUUGCAGUAGGAAGAAUGUUCAAAAGCAAAGUUUUGGUGUGAGAGGAACCCAUGCUGCUGCUAUUUGAGUAACUGAAUGGGAUGAAAUAAUGCAUACCUCCUUCACUUUGUAGUCAUGAAGUGUUACUUGAAAUCACUGCAGUUUAAGAUUUACCUGAUGCUGCCCUUUUUACAGGUGUUGUUUGUUUCUGCCAAAAAUGGAAAUUUAAUCAAUGUGGAAUAGAAGUGAUUUUGUUUGUGGGGUUGUUGGAAUAUUUUGCUUGUUCUUCCCUUCUUGUUCCCAUUUUCCCAUUGGACAAGGAAGAAUGUGUCUGAAUUUUUAUUUGUAUUUUUACUUGCUGGAGUGAGUGAAUUCAUAGAGAUGAGGAGAGCUUCUUGGCAGGGCUUCCUUCUAUUUCCUGUCAUGUUUUGAAUAUAGCCUUCUCUUCCACUGACCUGUUUUUGCUAAGGAAAGUGUUCAUAUGCUUAAAAGUAACCCUCCCUUUUUCUACUAAAAAUCAAAUCUUUGCUAUGCUGUGCUACUGGGCUCAAUCUGCUGUGAUGCAUUCAGUUUAGUUCUGACUGUUCUCUGAGAAAACUGAGAGAAUUGUUUAUUUUUCAAUCUCCUUCCUGCUGUUGCAAAGUUACUGUUUAUUCUUCUAACUUUGAUCUGCCUUUCCAAACAAAAUGACAAAUAGGUUCUUUGGGGAAUGCUUUAAAGGAUUUGUGAAAAUGUGUCUUUAUAAUCCACUUUUGGUUAGCAGAUCGUAAACUCCUGGUUAAAAGGAGAAAAGGCUGGUUACAAGACUGUUUAAUUAAAAACAGAACAAACCAACCACCCAAAACUAAAAAAUACAACCCAUCCAAAGCUUUGUGAGAAUGAGAUUUAGUGUAAUUGAUUACUGCUUCAACCAGUUAGAGCAUGUAUGUGUGACGAUUUUAUUUUUCAGCUUGUCAGACUUGAACAUGGCUUCAGAGUUUCUCUAGUUGAUGGUAUAUCCAAGUAUAGAAAUUAUUAAUUGCAAGUGAUGACAGUGAAUGCAAUUUCUUUGCCUAGCUGUGAUAACAGAACUGUAAAUCUCAGUCAUCUGUCAUAUUUAAGGUACCAAAAUAGCUGUAUCUGCUAAGCACAGAUUUGCUGCUGUCACUCCUGGUGUAGCUUUACUCCUUCAUGUAAAGCAGUUGGCAGCAGGUGUAAAUAUAUAUACAAACACUAGUAGAAUAUGGCAUGCAUAUUAAGAAGGGAUUAAAUUGUGUUGCAGGUCUUAGUCAUGUUAUUCUUUAAUGCACUGCUGCCAGUUACUCUUUGGAUUAAUGUAGUGAGUGGCCUAGGAAAAACUGCUGCAUUUCAGGUUUAAGUUUUAGAUUCAUGUUAAGUUGCAGUAAGUUUGCAAAGAAAGGAAUUCACCUCUCUUCAUGACUGCCAUUUACAUAUUAUAAUGUUGAUAUGUUGUUGUUCAGUUGAAUCAUAUGCAGUAGUACAGUUUAGGAUUGGCAAGUGUAUAUUAAUAUAAAAGUGCCUUUAGAAGAAGGGGAGAGAAAUGUCUGUGCUUAAGAUGAGAAUACCAAAGAAUGAAUUAAGAGACUAAGAAGUAAAAACCCUGAGUUGAUGAAUAGGAAUAUUGGGCAUUUGAGCCCAUAAGAAAUGAGCUUUCAGCUGGUUACACAUUUUUUUGGUAUGAAAACUGGCCUUGGAGUAAAAGUGUGUAUUGGGCCCAAAUUCAGAAUCUGUACCUCUAGUACACUUAUGCCAUUAAGAUUAUCCUUAAUCUUAUAUUAUACAAUUUUCACAUAAUUUUUCUGUUUUUCUUUCCAGAGCUGUCACAGACACAUACACACAUAUUGAUAGGAAAAACUGAAUAUAUGUGUGCAUACACGCACACACACAGAUAUAUAUAUAUAUGUACAUGCAGUGUUGGAAGUAAUGCAAUGCUGACUCAUUAUCAGUGGAUCAAUAGUUGAAUGUGAAAAAUUAUUCUUUGCAUAAAAAAGACAUUUCAAUCACUGAAUAUUGGGCAUGAAAUCAGAGCUUUUUCUCUUUGAGUAGCAUAUGCUGAGCAAGUACUGAACAGUUUGUGCUUGGAGGGAGGUAGCCUUCAGUCUUUGGAGGAAGCAACAACUGUUACACGUCGGCUGUGUUGCUUAGAAUUUAACUUGAAAUACAUUUCAUCUUCAGUUUUUUAUUUCUCUUUUUUAUUUCUCAGCAAAUGCCUUUUUGAAUUUGUGAUACAAGUGUUGCAGAUAGCAGUAUCUUCAGUGCAGCCUCAGAUACUGCAUCAGAUUUAAUGGCUGUUGGAGAUGAACCAAUGCUAAGUAAAUUGAAUAAAGUUUCUGCUCUCCCUGUUUAGGUAACUAAACUAGUUACAAGUAAAACUAACAAGUGUGACUGUUCAUAUUCUGUGUUCUCUUGUCUCUGCAAUGUUUUACAGCUAGUUAACAGGACUCAAUAAGCUGUUACUUGCUUUUAGCAAUAGUUGUUCUUCUGUUGAGAUUUGUACAGUAGUUACUGUUUGAAUGAAAGAUACUGAAUUUUGUGUACUGGAAUUAAAUCAGUGGGAUAAUUCUGCUAAAACGUAAAAAUAACAGCAAGGUACAAAAUUUUUUUCUCGUGCCAGAAGAGAAUAAUAAACUGACACAUUCUGAUCCAGGAAUUCUGUAUAUUUUAGUUGUUUGAUUAUAUUUCUGUUGCUUAUGGAUUGAGUGCUUCUUUUCGGAGUUUUUGCUAGCUCUAGCAAAGACUUGGAACCUUAGAGGCUGUUGUAGGAAAAGAAAAACCCAAUGAAAAUGCCACCAGAGUGAACGAAGACCAGAGGCUAGAAAGGUCUGAUCAGUGGGAAGAAGAGAUGGAACUCCAAAAAAUCAAUGUUAAAUAGUAGUUCACUUUAAAAUAGGUAUGAUGCUGAUGUAAAGAGAUGGACAAAAAACACCUAGAAGCAUGAAAGCAGGACAAAUAUAAUAUGUUUUAAGUACUGACUAGAGAUUCAGUCCAGUGAGCAUGUCAUUUUGGGAAGAAUGGUGAAAGAUCAACCUAGUAGUAGUAAACAUGAACUCAGGAAGAAAUACAAGGAUGUCUAGAGAAAAGCUGUGUUCAAAGGAGUGAUAAUGAAGAGAUUGAGCCCUUCCACUGAGCAGAAAACAAUGGAUUAUUCUGCUAUCUUAAAAGAAUGGCAUCAAAGCACUGACAGAGGCAAAAGCAAGCUCACAAGGGUAAGAAGUGAUGUUUCAUUAUUUACCCUCCUGCUAUUGGCAUUACUCUCGCUUUGGAUUUUCUUGCAUUAGUAACAGCUGAUGCCAGGGUCUGUUCCCAUCAUGCUGUCAGGAUACAAAGACUUUGGCGUUUGCCACUUUAUCCUGUUAGUGCUGUAACUGAGCUGCAGCAGCUGGCAUGGUUGGAGGUGCUAGUGGCACAGAAGAGCUUUUCAUCUGCUGCUAUGCUCUUAUGCAGCAGGGCCACCACAUGCUGGGUUGAGGGAUCCAAAACACCAGUGGCUGCUUGGCCUCUCUGGUAUAUUUAUCAGCCUUUAGUACUAGGACAGACCUUGAUAGAGAGGACAUGGACCAGGAAUGGAGUUGUUUAAAGGACAGACUUUCUAGGUGCCUUCUUCCACCCCCUUUGUGACAGUCCGGCACUUGACAAGGCUCUUGGAAAUAUCCCAUGAAUGGAGGGUGUCAUGUUUAAUACCAGAUUUACUUACUUGAAGAUGGUUCAUGUCACAUGGCAUUUCUAGUUUGGAGUGAUACAAAGUAUACUGAAAACACAAACAUAAUAUUAUAAUUAAUGUAGCAAUUGAAGAACACAGAUCCUUCACAAUACCAGUAUGACUCCCUUUAUUGGUCCUUAUGAAAUACAUCCUCACUGUCAUCAUGCGAGGUGUCCUCAGGUGUCAAGAAGGAAUGGGGAGGGUUGAUCAUUUAAAGCCCAUUGUUCUCUUUGAAAUUCUUAUGGCAGUUGUCUGGCUUUUAUUUGUGUUCAUUCUCCCCAUGCUGUCCUAGUCUUCAUUCUUGCUAAAGAAGUACUGGUUGAUCCACCCAAACUUUGAUAGCCACUUAUCCAAAACAAAGGCCACCCCAUGUUCCUUCUGAGUUGAGAUAAAUUCAUCUUUGUAACUGCUCUGGUCCAUCUUUUCCUGAGCUUCAAAAGCACAUCACCUUUUUGUCUCUUCUCUUGACCUUAUUCCAUAUUUAGGACUUAUUAGCCACAUCCAUAUGAAACCAAUCCCAGAACCAGAAGUGCAAGAAAAAUACAUUUCUUCCUCAACAAACCCUUGGUGAGGUAGGUUUAAUGCACAGCUUCUCUCUGAAACUAGGCUCAGAUUUCAUGUAUAACAAGGCAUCCUUUUUGCUAUAUCAUGUUUUUGUCUACUCCUACAUAAGCAAUGUAGAAAUUGCAAUGCAAAGGAGGCUAAAUAGAUCCAAAUUGAAGUUACUCAGAACUACUGUGAACAGAUUAUUCUUGCAUUGACUUCUCAAUGGAAUUGUCUUGGGCCACUGUUCAGUUUUUCUCUGUGGGAUUCUUUCUGUCCUCUGCCCUCCCCUGCCCUGUGCCAGUACUCCUUAAAUUGCUAAUGAUGUGAUAGGGCUUAACUGUGUUUUCCUGUGGGCAUCACAUGCAUAAAUUGGUGUUCUCCACCAUUCACUCUUCAUCAGGCAGCUUGUUCAUCAGGAAAAGGUGCU
Molecule: messenger RNA, 7417 nt
Organism: Camarhynchus parvulus
Lineage: Eukaryota; Metazoa; Chordata; Aves; Passeriformes; Thraupidae
Gene: HABP4
Product: hyaluronan binding protein 4
Exons: 8
Coding region: 147-1307 (386 amino acids)
Biological process (GO): positive regulation of RNA splicing; positive regulation of translational initiation
Cellular component (GO): cytoplasm; nucleus
Molecular function (GO): RNA binding
Source: RefSeq, a predicted model, not a curated record